Messenger RNA from Cyanistes caeruleus (blue tit), 4201 nucleotides. It is a transcript of the gene IL20RB, whose product is annotated as interleukin 20 receptor subunit beta. Lineage: Eukaryota; Metazoa; Chordata; Aves; Passeriformes; Paridae. Gene Ontology annotation, cellular component: plasma membrane. Gene Ontology annotation, molecular function: interleukin-20 binding; cytokine receptor activity. The record is from RefSeq and is a predicted model, not a curated record. Gene Ontology annotation, biological process: cytokine-mediated signaling pathway.
CCCAAAAAACAUCUGUGCCUCUUUGCAGGAGGAGUUUCACUCUGCUCUGGAGUCUCCACUGGCUGCCCACCAUGGCUGGCUCAGAAAAGGCUCCCUGGCUGGGAGGGGAAGAUGCUGGGAUGUGCAAAGGGGUGUGAACGUGGGGAAAACCUGAGCAAAAUGCCACCAGAGCUCACCUGCUUCCUCCUCUGUGCUCUGAGUGCACCAAAUCUCUCAGGAAUUUUAGGAGGAGAUGCUUUGUUGCCAGCACCUCAGAGUAUCUCCAUUCUUUCAACCAACAUGAAACACUUCUUAACUUGGAGUCCUGUGAUUGUCCAGGGAGCAACUGUGAGAUACUCAGUUGAGUUUCAGGGGGAAUACGAGCGGGAAUACGCCAACGGGAGCUGGAUCCCCAUCUCGGAGUGUUCCCUCACCACAGCCACCGUGUGCAACAUCACAGAGGACAUCUCAGCCACCGUGGCCUACAAGCUGCGUGUCAGGGCAGAGCUUGGUGCCACCAGGUCCCAGUGGGGCACCACGAAGGGCUUCUUCAACCGCGCCACGACUUCCCUGACCCCACCCCUGCUGAGGGUGGUGGCGGAGGGGCACCAUUUGCUGGUGGAGCUGGCAGACAUGGGACCCUCCUUCCAGUUCCGGCUGCUCUACUGGAAGAAGGGCCAGGAGAGCAGGGUGCAGCAGAAGGUGAUGAAGGUGGUGAGCUCCGUGGUUCACCUGGACACCAUGGAGGCAGGAGCUGAGUACUGCGUGAAGGCUCAGACACACGUCGAGGCCAUCAACAGGAGCAGCAGCUUCAGCCCCACACAGUGUGUGAGGGCACAGGGUGACACAUCCAUGUGGCUGGUUACUGCCCUCAUCUCCUCUGCUGGCUUUGCUGUGGCAGCUUUAACCCUGCCUCUCCUUACCUGGAAAAUAAGUAAAGUCUUCCAAUAUGCCUGCUGCCCUGCUGCUGUCCUGCCAGACACACUGAAAGAAUCCAAGCCCCCCACCCAGCUGAUCCUGCGGGGCAGUGAAGAGGCUGAGCAAUGUGACCUGAUGGUGGUUGUGAUGCCCUCAGAAGAAGUUCUCCAGCUGUGGAUUCAAAAAGCACUUUAGAGCAGCCCAGAACACAAACAGCCUCUUUGUAGCACCAGAAGCAAGUAAAGGUGGCAGCUGCCAGUUCCUGUCCUUGCCCAGGAGUGGGCAUAGGGUGACCCAAGCUCCCUUUUUCAGCCACAUUGGUGCUCCCAAGGCAGAGUGUGGACCUGAUUUUCCGAGUCUGAGAGAGUUUUUCACCCUAUCAGUGUCUGAUCUCUUCCCAAGAGACUUUCCCUCUUCAGAUCAGACACUGACAGGCUGAAAAACUCUCUCAGACUUGGAAAAUCAGGUCCACAGCAGAGCUCACCAGAGCAGUUCAUGGAGAGCAGUCCCCUUGUCCCAAAUCAUUUCAGCCUCGGUGUUUUUACCUCAGUAAGGGCUGCUUAUGUGGCUAAAGCCAGCUGGAAUGAGCAGGGGAAAAGAUGCAGACCCUGAAGUCACGUUCUUUGAAAAGGGCAGUGAGUGGAUGUAGCAUCCCAAACUGUGCACGGGACAGGUCACAAUGCUGGGGCCACCAAAACUCGCAGACAGCACCAUGAGGGAUGCCUGGCUUCCACCAGUGCUUUGGAAGGAGUGAUGUGGGAAACAGCCAGAUUUCAGGAGUGUUUAGAGGGAGCACUGGGAACCUCCCGAGGAGCAGAGCUCUGCAAGAGCAACAGCAUCACUGGCAAUGUACAGCUCCAAUAUCACCUAGUCAGGGGGUCCAAAAUGCAAAAGCUGUGCAUACAUGAAGGAAAAAUUUAUUUAUUUUUAGCCUUUAGGGAGAAGAGAAUUGCAGGUGAAUUAUUUGAAAGAGAGAGAAUUGGAGUAGAGAAAGAUUGGGAAAAGUCAGAGAAAGGUAGGCUCCAGAAACAGUAAAAGAAUUGGGUAAAGAGAAAAAAAUAUGUGUGAAUAGUGGUCAGGAUUGUCCAGGGUGCCUCCUGGGCAUCCCUGUGGCUCAACACCAUACCUGAAACAGGACAGUGAUUAUUUCACACAAGGCAGAUGUGCUGCUGUGGUCAGCAGAGCCAGGGUGAGGGGCAGAUGCAGUGUUUAUCUUGGCAAACAGAGGAAUGUCAGGCUGGACAGAUGAAGCAUCACAGCAUUACCAUUUAGUGACCAUCCCAGGUCUGACAAUGCCAUUAUCCUCCAGGUAUCUUGUCCUCUUAAGGAGAGAAAUUGCAAAAGACAAGAGUAAUUCCUUCUAAAUAUGAAUAAAAUACAGGUGUUCUGUAUAUUGCAACUAUGGCUGUCACACUGGAAAAAAAAAAUCAUUUAUCACCCUUUAAGCAGAGACUUGUGUCAGCAGGGCAUGAAAAGACAUAGUUCUGAGAAGCUUCUUUUGAAAGCUCUCAGUGGUUUUAAUGACACGCAGAACAUCUCGAAGAAUUCACCUUUUCCAGUCCCAUUCUUGCAACCUUGUGUGAGGCCAUCAGGUGGCAACAAAGCACCGUGGAAAGGCAGGAGUGGCUCAGGAGCCUGUACCUGUGUUCUGUCCAGGCAAUGCCUUCCCUGGCUCCUGCACCUCAUUUUCCUCUAGCACCCCACUUGCUCGGUUUAUUCCUGUCUCAUUAGCUUCUUUCUGGGCACUAUUGGAGUGCAGUACUUUGGUGUUGAGUUGUAAGGUUGAUAUUGCUGAAUAUUGAGCAAAUUGCAGGGUAAGAGAAUCCGUGCACAUCUGGGCAUUGAAGACUCAGCGAUCAUUAUCAGUUUGUUGAUAAUUAGCUGGGAAAUGCCUGCUUAAAAGCACCCAUGAGAUGCUGGGCCCGGAGAUGACCUGGAAGCAGAGAGGAAAAGGGCAUUUUUAUGGUCUGAUAUGAAAGUGGCCAGCAGGUCUCACCCUCCCUAAAGCAAGCUGGAGCAGCAAGGGGAGGCAAGCAGUGAGUGACUGUGGCAGUGAACUGCAGUGUGUUUGGGGAGCACAGAACUUCAGCUCCUUGCAGGGUCAGGGGCUCUUGGCCAUCAAUCCCCUUGCACAGCUUUGCCCAGUGCUUGAAUUUUCAUGGGCAGCUCCACAUCUCAGAGGCCUCGCUAGUGGGGCUGGUUUAGGGAGCUCCCCUGCCUCACAUUUAUCCUUAUUUUUACCCCACUGAUUCAGAUGAGUUCAGUGUCUUGAUUUCUACCACCCCACAGGGAUGUCCCCAUGCAGGAAAUUAUCCUUUGGCUUGUCCAUGCUGUAGCUCCAAGAAGCCUCAGCUACUCGUCCUAUCUCUUCCCCCAACACUGCUGCAUUUUCAGAAUCACAGAAUCAGAAUCUUCUGAGUUGGAAGGGACACACAAGGCCCAACAAGUCCAACUUUUAAAUGAACAGCCCACAUGGGGAUCAAACCCAUAAUCUUGGCAUUAUUAGCACCAUCCUCUAACCAGCUAUGGCAACACCAGCAAUUGUUAGGGGUAUAUAGAAAAGAAAGGAAAUAAAAGGCCAUUGAAUGUGAAGGGCUUUAAAAAAUGAUUUUAAUGUGUAUUUUCCAGCUGCACAUUAAGCGUAGAGCAUAUGUUUCUUCCUCACUUGCAAUAACAGAUUUUAUGUCCUUCCUCAUUGCCAAUAAAGCAGUUAAACUGUUGUAGAAAACUGCACAGACAACAUUAAACAAAAGAAACACCGAGAAAAAAUUCUUACAGUGGGGACAUGGGAGGGAACUGUGUAAGUGCCACUGCCACCUUUAGCAGACUAUUCUCAAUUUACAUUAGGAUAUUCCAGUUUAUGGCAGCUUGAAGCCAAAUUUGAGGUGGUGAUUGAAAAUCCUUUUCAACCUCCUUUUAAAGAAUGUGCUGCAUUUUGUUGAGCCUGAAAAUGAUGGUAGAGAACAAGAGCAAUUCCCCUUCCCACCAGGUACACAGGAGCAGGGUGGCAUUGGCAUAGGUAGCUGCCAUCAGGGGCUCCAUGAUUCACUUUCCUGCUAUCCAAAAGUUAAUUUUGGCGUGGCAAAUGCUGCCUUUGAUAACUGAUUCUGCUCCCACCACCACAAUAGCGCCUUGCAAAAAGGCCCGGAGCAGUCACCACAAUGAGGAAUCUACAGAUGAGCUUUGCUCUGUUCCUUUACCUUCUUGAGGUACUAAGUGGCUUCAUUUCCUUCAAAAUAAACUUUUCUACUUUUCCCAAAAAGCGUUGCAUGGAAAUAAAGCACAAGCCUGCAUCGUCUUUUGA